Molecule: messenger RNA, 2765 nt
Organism: Photinus pyralis (common eastern firefly)
Lineage: Eukaryota; Metazoa; Arthropoda; Insecta; Coleoptera; Lampyridae
Product: ankyrin-3-like
Exons: 2
Coding region: 129-2708 (859 amino acids)
Molecular function (GO): protein binding
Source: RefSeq, a predicted model, not a curated record
UUCUACGCAAUACGUAAAGUCCGAUAGUAAAAAAAAGGGGAAACCCAAUUGCAAAAUGAAGAUAUAAACGAGUACGUAUCUAUAGUUCUCAUUUGCAUGUGUGUAGGUCUUACAAAAUAAACCCAAGAAUGGAUUUAGCUCUGCUAGUAAUGUUUAUUGUGUUGUUUUCCGGUAAUGUAGAUCGAAGUAUCUCUGCAGCAAUUGGUAGAGAUUUUGAAAAUAAGACACUGCUUGGGAUAGCUAGUGAAAGUCGCAACGUUGAAGUCUUAAAGACAUUGCUACAAAAUGGCGUAGGUGUUAAUCAGGAGAGUGUAGCUGUAGAUGGGCGAGGAAAUACGGCACUACACCAAGCAGCAGAGGGUGGGGCAACCGAAAUAGUCAGAGUUUUACUGGAUAACGGUGCAAAUGCCGAUAUUAGAAACGAAGCAGGACUUACUGCUCUUGACAUAGCCGUCACAAAGGGCAAUGCAGAUGUUGUCAAGGCGCUCUUGGUGCGUGGAUCUUCGGUAGACAGUAGAGAUAAGGACAACAAUACAUUGUUGUACAUCGCCGCAAAACAUGGUGCAACGGAAAUCGUAGACAUUUUGCUAGAUAAGGGCGCGAAUGCAAACAUCAGAAACAAUGCGGGUUACGCCCCUCUAGAUGUAGCCGCUUCAAAGCGCCAUGUGGACGUUGUCAAGACGCUUUUAGCGCAUGGAUCUUCGGUAGACAGUAGGGAUGUGGACAACAAUACAGCGUUGCACUUCGCCGCAUGGUACGGAACAACCGAAAUAGUCAACAUUUUGCUCGAUAAGGGUGCGAAUGCAAACAUCAGAAACAUCGAUGGUCACACCCCUCUUAAUAUGGCCGUCUCUAAAGGCAAUAUAGAUGUUGUCAAGGCGUUCUUGGCGCAUGGAUCUUCAGUUGACAAUAGGGAUAUGCACAACCAUACAGCUUUGCACUUCGCCGCAUGGCAAGGUGCAACGGAAAUAGUCGAAACUUUGCUCGAUAAGGGUGCGAAUGCAAGCAUCAGAGAUAACGCGGGUUACACCCCUCUUGAUAUGGCCGUCUCCAAGGGCCAUUUGGAUGUUGUCAAGACGCUGUUAGCCCGCGGAUCUAUGGUUGGCAAUAGGGAUAAAGACAACAAUACAGCGUUGCAUAUCGCCGCAUGGAACGCAGCAACGGAAAUAGUCGACAUUUUGCUCGACAAAGGUGCUAAUGCAAAUAUCAGAAACAACGCCGGCCACAUCCCUCUUGAUAUUGCCGCCACCAAGGGCCAUGUGCAAGUUGUCAAAACGUUUUUGGCGCGUGGAUCUGCAAUUGACAAUAGGGAUAUGCACAACCAUACAGCUUUGCACUUCGCCGCAUGGCAAGGUGCAACGGAAAUAGUCAACAUGUUGCUCGAUAAGGGUGCGAAUGCAAGCAUCGAAGACGACGCGGGUCGCAUACCUCUUGAUGAAGCCAUCUUCAAAAACCAAGUGGAUGUUGUCAAGGUGUUCUUGAUGCGUGGAUCUUCAGUUGACAGUAGAGAUAAGGACAACAAUACACCGUUGCACAUCGCCUCAUGGCAAGGUGCAACGGAAAUAGUCGAAACUUUGCUCGAUAAGGGUGCAAAUGCAAGCAUCAGAGACUACGGGGGUUAUAUCCCUCUUCAAUUAGCAGUCUUCAAGGGCCAUCUGGACGUUGUCAAGAUGCUUUUGUCGCGUGGUUCUCCGGUUGACAGUAGGGAUGCGAAAAACAAUACAGCGUUGCACAUCGCCGCAUGGCAAGGAACUACGAAAAUAGUGGAAAUUUUACUCAAUAAGGGUGCAAAUGUAAACAACAAAAACAAUGUAGGGGACAGUCCGUUAAUUAUUGCAAGUUUAAGAGGCCAUUUAAACGUUACAAAAGUUCUAUUAGAGCAUGGGGCGUGCGUAAACUUUGCAAACAAACGUAAAUACACCGCGCUUCAUCACGCAGCGUGGAAUGGAGCAGUUGAUGAGGUCAAGGUGCUUUUGGAUAACGGUGCAAAUUCAAGUCUCAGGGACAUGACUGGCUUCUCUCCAUUGGAUCUAGCCGCCCUAAGGGCGGACGCGAACGUAGUAAAAGCUCUGUUGGAGCGUGGAGCUGUAGUAGACUUUGCGAGCGAUGAACACAAUACCGCAUUGCAUUACGCCGCGUGGGCUGGUGGUUCUGAUAAAACAGUUAAAGCUCUUCUCGAGAGAGGCGCAAGCACGAGUCUGCGAAACAGCGACGGAGCAACUCCGCUAGAUGUCGCCAUUCUACAAGGAAACGGCGACGUUGCAAAAUCGCUGUUACAGCACGGAGCUCCAGUCAAUCUCGCCAAUAAGGAUGGUGAUACUCCACUACAUCUUGCAAUUUUUGAAAGACAGGAUCUCAUCUUCGCUGAUUUACUAAAUUUUGGUGCAGACGUCAACGCUCAAAAUAACUACGGAAAUACGCCACUCCAUACUGCAAUUUCCCAGAACGAUACUUUCGCAGUUGAAGCUCUUCUGUCUAAAGGGGCCGACGUGAACAUUGAAAAUAAAUUUGGAGAUCGAGCCCUACAUGUGGCAACGUUACGUUCUCGUGGCGAUUUGAUUAUCGAUCUCGUAAACGGUGGAGCCGAUCUUAACGCGAAGAAUGCUGAUAAUUUAACCGCUCUUGAUAUAGCAUCUAAGAAGCGAUUCCAAAAUAUUGUUGAUUUACUGCUCUCUCUGGGAGGAGUUACAGGUUUAGUGCAAAUUUAAUCAGCAUUAGGCUAGAUUCGAUCAACAUUAAAUAAAGUAAUGCUAACACUGACCUUA